Molecule: messenger RNA, 2097 nt
Organism: Galleria mellonella (greater wax moth)
Lineage: Eukaryota; Metazoa; Arthropoda; Insecta; Lepidoptera; Pyralidae
Exons: 2
Coding region: 1-2097 (698 amino acids)
Source: RefSeq, a predicted model, not a curated record
AUGACAGACUAUAAAGAUUUAGUAAAACAACGGAGCACAAUUAGAGCUCAAUUAACAUUGUUUGAAAAAUAUUUACAACCAUUACUGGAAACUCGAGAAAUAAAUAAGGUUAGGAUUCAUGAAUUAAACUUAAGGCUAGUAAAAACUCGUGAACUAUCAUAUAACUUUGAUAAGGUGCAGACAGACAUUGAGAAGUGGGUAUUGGAUGAAGAUUUAGAUAAACAAAUUGAGGAACGCGAACAAACAGAAAAUAAAUUCUUUUCUUUAAUUGCUGAAGCUGAAGCUCUGUUAGAAUAUUACAAUAAUGAAAACCAAUCUGAAACUUCAUCUGCCAACACUCAGUCUGCCUUAAAUCUGAAGCUACCUCCAUUACAUAUUUUAAGAUUCGACGGACAGACCAGCAUGUGGAUAACCUUCAGGGAUACCUUUCUGUCUUUGAUUCAUGAGAAUGGAAGUAUUCAAGAAGUUGCUAAGUUUCACUAUUUGAAGUCCUAUCUAGAUGGCGCUGCCAGUGACGUUAUUAGUUCUAUCGCUGUUUCUGCAGCUAAUUAUCGAAUUGCUUGGAACUUAUUAUGUGAUAGGUACAAUAAUAAACGUAUAUUAAUUAAUGAGCAUUUAAAAGCGAUAUUUUCAAUCGAACCUUUGUCUAAGGAAUCAGAUAAGGGUAUUCGUUGUUUAAUUGAUGCAUUUUCUAAAAAUUUAAGCGCAUUAAAUAGUUUAGAAGAACCGACCGAUUCAUGGGACACGAUUAUUAUAUACAUAGCAGUUAGUAAAUUAGACAGUAUUACAGCGGGUAAAUGGGAAGAAUUUAGAAGCAAUAAGGAAUCACCUACUUUACAAAAUUUUUAUACAUUUUUACGUCAAAGGGCAACAGUUUUAGAGACAGUCAAUGCUAAUAGAUCAAAUAAAAAUGAAAAACGCAACAAUAUGGUUAAAUCUAAAUCAUUUAUUAUUUCCUCAAAGACAUCUCCUGAUUUUUCUUGCACAGUUUGUGGUUUAAAACACAAGUUGUUUGACUGCAGUAUGUUUAAAUCGUUACCAAUAGGAGAACGUAUUGCUAAGGUUUCUGCCGGUCGUCUAUGUAAGAAUUGUUUCCGAGGCGGCCAUCGAUCAUUCCAGUGCAAAAUGAGCGGCUGUAGAAUCUGCAAAGGAAAACAUAAUACCCUAUUACACAAACAACUUUCAUUACCUGUAAAUUCAACCACUCCACCUCAAGCACACAUACCAUGUGAUCAACAAACACAUGAUUCAUCUACAGUACUGACAACUACACACAAUGCUACCAUUCUAAAUGUACCUAAAACCACAGCUAAUUUCUCGAAUUCUAUAAUUAUGUCUGCUGUCGCCGCCAAUCAAGCUCUUUUGUCUACAGCGUUGGUCAAGGUGACAAACAAUGACAAACCCUACAUAUUAAGGGCUUUAUUAGAUAGUGGUAGCCAGUCUACGUUUAUAACUACAAAGGCACUACAGUUGAUCGGACUAAACAAUAUUCAAAGUGUUCAUCAAUGUGUUUCUGGUAUAGGAAACACAACUUUAAACAUUACUAAAUUAAUAGAUAUCACAAUACAUUCUACAGUGAACACCUUUAGCAUUCCGAUACGAUGUUAUGUCUUACCUCAUAUCACAGAUUCCUUACCUCACAAAUCAAUAUGUAUUAAUGGGUUAGGUAUUCCAAAUAAUAUACAACUUGCAGAUCCUAAGUUUUAUCAAUCAUCAGAAAUUGAUAUUCUUUUGGGAGCUGAUGUUUUUUGGGAGUUGCUAGAUAAUUCAAAAAUAAAACUAGGUCCUAAAUUACCUAUCCUUCAAAAAACUCAAUUAGGCUGGAUUGUAACCGGUCCUAUUAGCGGAGGUAGUUCAAAUAGUCAUGUUAUCAAAUGCCAUUUUUCUCAAGAGAUAUAUAAACAACUAGCUAUGUUCUGGGAAUUAGAAGAAAUACCUAAUAAUCCUAAAUCUCUUGAUGACAAUUAUUGUGAGAGGUUCUUUCGAGAAACUACUAAACGAGAUGACAAUGGAAGAUUUUGUGUACAAAUUCCACUUAAAGAAUCACCACAAGUGUUAGGUGAUUCAUACAACGUUGCACUUAAAAGGAGAUAUUGA